This is a messenger RNA of Racocetra fulgida, 134 nucleotides long. NCBI's taxonomy places the organism in Eukaryota, Fungi, Glomeromycota, Glomeromycetes, Diversisporales, Gigasporaceae. The record is from the annotation of a GenBank genome assembly.
CAAAACAUCUUGUAAAGUGUUCUAUUCAAUAUAAAGAUAAAAAACCACAAUUUACUAUUCAGUUUGGAUUAAAUUUAUCAAUAAAAGUUCAAUCUUUUAAAUCUGCAACUGAUGUAGCAUGUCAAUAUUAUAAG